UGGAUUUUAAAGGAGGUCUACCUUCGGCAAAAACGAAAGCAAUUCUGAUUCAAACUAAACCAAACAGGGGCUUGUUUUAACCGUUGCAUGUCAUAAAAACACCGAAGAUCCACACAAGAUGCUUUUAUGUGGCUGGUUUUAUAAUUCUGCUGAUCAUUUAGCUAGCUCAUUCCGUUUCACUGUAAAUCUCCAGUUCGGGAAUUCGAAUACCUGAACGCAACCAGUUCUGGGCUCUGAAAAAGGACAUUUUCAAGUUACAGCCGGUCAGAGCAAGCCUUGUGGAAAAGGGGGUGUGUUGAAAUUUGGCAGAGCACUUCGUUUGUCCUUUGAAAAGUGCUGCUGAUUCUCCAUCAGGAGUCCUUAAAAGCAGUUCAGAAGAUACAAGGUGCUAGUAACAGAAAUGAUACCGAAGACCAGACUUGGCAAACGGUCCCCAUUGGGCACCCUGGUGUGCAGUUCCUCUGCCGAGGGCACGACUGAAAUGGGGCACCAUGGAUCCUCAGACAGUGGGUUUUACCGAAUCAAACUUCACCCAGGACAAAAGGUGUAUGUGCACUGUGGCGGUCAGGAAUGUGGAGGUGUGGUGGAGCAGCAUAACCACGUGGACAAUGAGGUGUCCAUAUUCCUGCCUCAGCUCAACCAGCAUGUUCACCGCAAGCUGGAAGAUGUUUGGACAAGCCCCACGUCCAGUCCCAGCACCUCAGUCUCUUCAUACAUUGAUGUGCCAAAAAGGAAGCCAGAGACAGUGGACAUGGAUGAGAUGAUGGCCGCUCUGGUGCUUACCAGUCUGUCCUGCAGUCCAGUCAUCCAAAACUCAGCUCAGGGGAACGGGACACCAGCUUUGUGUGGAAUGGAAAGCGGUUGUGGCGAACUGUCCGACGGUGGAUAUUGGAGCUGCGACCAUGGAAACGGAAGCCCCGCACCAUCCCCACCCAUCGCAGAGUCGGACAAGGCCGGCCAUCUCGAUGAAGGCCUGGACAUGGAGAUGGACCAAAUGUUACUCAACGAGCCGACGCCAAGAAAACGCAAAAACUCUGUAAAAGUAGCGUAUCGCUGCUUGUGGCCAAAUUGUGGGAAAGUUUUGACCACAGUGGUGGGCAUCAAACGUCACAUCCGGAAUUCUCACCUUGGGCAAAGUGAUGAACACUCCCACAGGGAAGAAGACUUCUACUACAGCGAAGUCUAUCAAGAUAUGGAGCAAACGUCUCCCCCUGUUGGCCACCAGCCUUCCUGCACUUCUCCAUCCAUCCCCAGCCAGCACACACCCCCUUCCCCCUCCAGCCUGUAUCUGCCCCAGCCCAGCACGCUCAGCCAAUCAGCUCCGGGCAGUGUCUGGCAGGUCCACUCUGAGCACUCUUACCAGGCCCCUCCGCCUGUUCAGGUGGUGACGCAGUGUAAACCGGUGUCUGUACCCGUGUCCUGUCAUUGGACUCCAUCUCUCACGGUUCAUCAGAGCAAACAGGGCUCACCAUUCCGCCGUCGUUCAGUAAGUGUAGGUGAACAAUGGCUUCAGAAUAACAGCGCCACCUUCAGACCACAUCCUGCCAGUGUCUCCCCUCCAAGAAACCACUGCACUGCCAGGAGGAUUCGUGGUGAGGCCAAGAAGUGCAGAAAGGUGUAUGGCAUCGAACACAGAGACCAGUGGUGCACCGCCUGCCGCUGGAAAAAGGCCUGCCAGAGAUUCCUUGACUAAAUACCUCCUGAGAAACAAAGAAACUGAACACUAACCUUAAAAGAUGGGAUCUUACCUGGAACAAUGGAUGAAAGAAACCAAAAGAGCACCUUUGCGACCUAAAGUUUUUUUUACGUUUUACCACAGAGAUUUUCAUUUUACAAAAUUGCGCUAAGGAACCAUGUUGGUGCUGAAAGAUUUCUAAAGCGAAAAGCACAGACUCCACCCCUGCAGUCUUCCUGCGUCUUAUACCAUAUCAGCAACUAAUCCAGCGUGACUUUUUUUAACUAGACGCAGCCAUACACUGCACAACAGCAGCAGCCAUAUUUUGUCGAAUCUGUUUUAAACCAACCACCCCCCUGACCUGAAAUCUCCUCAGUUUGUCAUCGGAUGGACAGUUUUCUUAUCAUUCCAUGGUGAUAUGAGACAGGAUGGAGGCGUACGUUACAUCGGUCUAUUGUUUUGGGGGCAAAAAUGGCAGCUUUUGGUUAAUUGUAGUUAAACAACGAAGCAGAAUAGCAAGCAUAUAAUGUUUAUGAUCAUGCAUGUCAUGUUUACCUGCUUCUUAAGCAGACAUUUCCGUUGUAAAGUUUUGUAAAACAAACUGUUAAGGAGGAAAUGGAUUUUGUAUUACAGUUUUGAUAUCUGUGAUGUGUAUGUCACGUCAUUAUCAGUGUAUUUUUAUGACACAGGUUAUACUUCUGUGGAAUAAGUUGAUUUACUGUCAUGUCACAGCUAAGGAAAACCUGUAUAUGAAACAAGCAUGAAAUGAUACACUUUAUAUGUAUUCCUUUUGCUUCUCGUACCAGUCAACCCACUGGCUGUUUGUUUAUCUGGAUUGUGUUCUUGCCAAAGAGAAUCUCUGCAAGAUAAUUCAUAUGAUAAAGUCAUAUAGACCUCUCCAAAAUAAUGUGAAAUCACUCAUAAAUCUUUUCAAAAAGAAAAGCGUAACCAAACUAUUUGAUUGGUUCUUGUUCUUAACAUUUGGGUCCAAAAACAAUCUUUUUUUGUUUUGUAUAAAGCUUAUAUGCAUCAGCUUUUUUGUUUUUAUAUGUAGCCUCAUCAUGUGUACUUUUGUAAACGCUCGAUUUGACUUUAUAAAACUGAAUGUAGGUUAA
Molecule: messenger RNA, 2790 nt
Organism: Triplophysa rosa
Lineage: Eukaryota; Metazoa; Chordata; Actinopteri; Cypriniformes; Nemacheilidae
Gene: znf395a
Product: zinc finger protein 395a
Exons: 10
Coding region: 401-1693 (430 amino acids)
Biological process (GO): regulation of transcription by RNA polymerase II
Cellular component (GO): nucleus
Molecular function (GO): RNA polymerase II cis-regulatory region sequence-specific DNA binding; DNA-binding transcription factor activity
Source: RefSeq, a predicted model, not a curated record